Messenger RNA from Bursaphelenchus xylophilus (pine wood nematode), 2698 nucleotides. The record is from the annotation of a GenBank genome assembly. NCBI's taxonomy places the organism in Eukaryota, Metazoa, Nematoda, Chromadorea, Rhabditida, Aphelenchoididae.
AUGGCCGAUCAGUAAGUUUUUACAAUUUUUUCGACUAAUUUUUUAUGCCCUAUAUCAAUUUAUAUUACCCAUGCUCUCUUCAGGAAAUUAAAAGCCGGCAUUAUCUCAAGGCGAGUCUACACGAACGAUGUGCCCAUGGCAGAUGUUUCCAUACCUCCCAAAUUUCUCAAAAUGCAGUUCAACGACUUGGAACGGUGAGAUUUUGGAUUUUUUGUUACGAUUUUAGGACUUAAAGGGUAAUAUAAUGGUUUUGAUGAUUUCAGACACGCCAAGUGUCAGAUCUCAAAGCUGGAAGAGGAGUACACUUAUGAAGUUGUGCCGGAAGAUAUCUUAAAACUGUGUCCGCCUUUGGUUGACAUCAGUGUGUUUAAACGGCCCGAGGAAAUUGAGUUUGACCCAUUAGAUGCGCUCCUUUUGGAGGACGAUUUCGGCAAUCAGCAAAGUUCAAAACGGUAAGAAUUUGAUGUUUAUUUCUUGUUCUUUAGGUGAUAACCAUUUACAACGUAAAAUUCGAAUUCUGUCGACUUUAAAUUUCAAUUUUUUGUUGAUCUCUGAUAUCAACAUGGAUAAUGUUGAUAAUUCCCGGAAUUUCAGAUCUCAACAACACAAACGAAUUGUUCCAUGGAUGAGAAAGACGGAAUACAUUUCCACAGAGUUCAAUCGUUUCGGUGUGACGCAGGAAAAGAGUGAAAAUAAGAUUGGUUAUAACAUCAAGAAGAAGUAUGGAAAGAGCGAUAGUUUGUACAGAGAUGCGGAAAGUCAAAUCCGGGCCAUCGAGAAAAUCUUUGAAAAGGUAUGUCUUUUUAUUUUUUUGUGGUAUUUCUGAUUUUAGGGGAUGUUUCUGGCAAGAUUUAUAUUACUUUAGACAGCUGUUGUCGGUUUUGGUUAUUUCUUUGUAAUCUGAAGAGUUAUAUAGGAAGAAAGUGGUAUUUCUAGAAAGCUUAGGCUGUCUUCUUGCAGGUACAAACAAAAAUCAGAAUAUUAUAGACCAAAAGUUUUAAAAAUUUUCUAAUUUUCUCCAAAUUUUGGCCAAUCUUUCAAAUUUUCAGACAAAUCGACCAGUAAAGCGACACUACUCGAAGAAGGAUGUCUACCCAGUAGAAGAGAUGUAUAUCCUACCAGAUGAGGAGGAAUGGAAGCACAGUUACGCACAAGUUAUCUUUGACGGAGAUCCGUUGCCUCACAUUAAGGAUAACGAAAAAAUUUUGGAAAAGUCUAUUAUAAAGUGGGUUUGGUGUUUUGAAAAUUUUAUUUUCGGAUUCUAGAGGUAUUGCUGACGAGAAUAAUCAACAGUUUGUCGCGUAUUUCGUCCCGACCGCCGAGACUUUGGAGAAAAUGCAAGAGGAACAUGGAGAAGAUGAGGAGGUCGAGUAAGUCUUUUCAUUUUUUGUUUUUGAGUUUUAGGCAAGAUAAAGGAAGGUAUGAGGAAGAUGCUGUCGAAGUUUGGGGGUUUUUGAAGCUUUGGUUCACUUGGAAGGUCAAUUUUUUUCUUGACCUUACUCAUGAUCAGAUGGAUAAUAUUUUGAGGCCAAAAAAAGUUGAUUAUUGAGGCGAAUAAGACAUGAUCGGAUGUGUAAUAGAAUCUAGAUUUAUUUGAGAUAAUAUUUACCAAACUUUCAUCUAGAUUUACCAGUUAUUUUCUCGAUUUUUUUCAAAAAGUUUACUAGAGCAUUUUUUCAGAUAUAAAUGUGAUCUAGCCCGUGAAUACAACUGGACAAUCACGACGAAAGCGUCCAAAGGAUCCUCCUUGGACCUCUACUUCUUCGCCGAGCGUGAUGGAGUGGUUUAUUACAAUGAAAUGGACACCAAAAUCAAGCUGGCCAGAAGAGCCAAGAAUGUGGGCGGAGUCAGUCGAGAGGGCUCGUUUAUGAUCUACACUUACCGUGAUUUGACACCAGCGGAAAUGAAGACCAUGGUAAGGGAAUUUGAGAGGGGUUAGGGGGAGAUGAACGGGUUUAUAGAGAAGUUUUUUGGGGGGUUAUAUUACUUUAGACUAAAGUAAGGUAAAUUUUUGAUGUUUUCAUACUUUUUUGUGGAGUUUGAUGCUGAAAUUAGUUGUAUCAUGACGCUUUUAGUCUGUUUCAAGCGUUUUGGAAUCCAUUUUUGAAAAAAUUUAUAUUAUUUUAGACUAAAAUAAGGUGAAUUUUUGAAUUUUUCAUACGUUUUUGUGGAGUUUGAUGCUGAAAUUAGUUGUAUGGCUAUGUUUUUAAUGUAUUUAGAGCGUUUUGGAAUCCAUUUUUGAAAAAAUAUAUUAUUUUAGACAAAAGUAAGAUCAAAUUUUGAUGUUUUUGAGGGUUUAGAAGAGAAAAAAAGCCAUAUAAAGCUGAAUAAGACCAUUUCACAUUGAUUUGAAUUCCAGGAGACCCGCUCUCGCCGCCUAUACGACGAAUAUAAGACUGGAGAAAAGGUGCCAUUGGAUCCGCUGGAGGAAGAAGUGGAAGAAGAGGAGGAGGAAGAGCAACAAGAAGAAGCCGAAGAAGAGCCUGAAGAACCCAAGAAGCCAGAAAAGAGCGUAUUCGAAGAGGAUUCGAGCUCGGAGGACGAGAAAAAAGAAAACUCCUCGGAUUCGGAGGAGGAGAAAUCAGAAACCGAGGCCAAAAAGCCCGAAAAAUCCAAGUCCACGUCGGAUUCGGAGUCCGAACAGGAGGAGGGCAGUGCCAAGAGCUCGUCGGAAUCCAGCAGCUCCGACAAUGAUUAA